GUGAAGGGUGUGGUCACGCAGCAAAUUCAAAGUUUCCGGGUAAACAGGUAGAAUGGGGACAUGAAUCGAGAUUAACUCAAAAAUAUACAGCAGUCAAAGAGUAAGAACGAAACAUUUAAAAUGGACACAAAUUAAUCAUAUGAUAGUUUUGAUGCUUUUUUUAAAUAUUAGAAAAGGCGCGAAGCGUUUUUUUUGUCCGCCAACAAAAGCAAACGCGAUCGAAAAGGAUUACAAAAGGAUUUAAAUCCGUAUUAUUUUUUUAUUGGACGAACUGAAACUACACUCAGUAUGAAAAUAAUCAUACUAUCUGUUUAUCUACUACUUCUGUCACAUCAAACAGUGACAGAGGAACAGGUGCAACAUGUUAUUGGAGAGAAAGGUGAAGACACCACACUGCAAUGCAGCUCGCCCCCAAUUAAUGUGUCUUCUCUCUAUCAGUGGAAGAAAGAUGGAGUUGUUGUUGCAUCACAAAACCCCCCUGAGCCAUCGGACCAUCUUUCCGUUUUAAACGACGGAUCUCUAAAGAUCAGCGGACUUCAGUACAUUGACGGUGGCCAAUAUCAAUGUGAAUCUCAACCAGAGGGUUUCGGCACAUGGCAAGCUCAUUCUAACCUUCUGCUUCAAGUCGCUGGUGGUCCAACUAACAUAGUGCUGAACAUAACUCAAGCAACUGCACUGAAGAAUGGAACGCUAUUUGUCAAAAAAGGCUCGGAUGUCUUUUUCAAUUGCUCUAGCGAGUCUGUACCUUCACAAAACCUGACGUGGAAGUUUGAAAAUUCGGCGUCUACCGGAGCUGUCGAUAAGGCCUUUGGGAGCAAAUCGACCCUUGGGUUUUUUAUAAGUGACAUCCAGCCAGCCGAUCAAGGGAACUAUACGUGUGUAUCCCACAAUACCCUCUCCAUGAGAACAGAGAACAAGAGCCAGGAACUCCUAGUUUACUAUGCUCCGGAGAGACACCCAGAAUGCAGCUGGGAAAAGGGAAACCAGGGUCCAUCUGAUUUUUUGUUUAUAUGUACCUGGCAUGAAGGCUACCCGGUGCCCACUCUGGAAUGGCAUGAGGUUUUAAAACCGCCUGUGAUAGCGAAGGGUCCCACGAUCAACUCCACAUCCCGGGAGACGGAGCGUUUGGAGGUGCAUGUGAACAGAUUUAUAUUGUCCGAUGGAGAGGAGGUGAAGUGUGUGGCCAGACACGUAACUGGGGAGCAGAACAACUGUUCUUUCACACUUAAGAUCCCAUAUCCGACAGGAAACCCUAUGGUCACCGCUCUGGAGGGCACGAGUGUCAAGCUUCAAUGUAGUGAGACCAACUCUCUCCCACCAGCUACAACCGUAUGGAAGAAAAACGACACGGUCAUCAAUAACACGUCUAAAUACGUUCUGUCUGAAAAUGAUCUCCAAUACACGCUUACUAUAGUCAAUGUGACUGAAGAGGAUGAGGGCAUCUAUAAGUGCUAUAGUGAAAAUCCUCUUGGUGUGAAAGAGCUGGAUGUUAUUCUAACUGUAAAAACCACAUCAGGUGGAGGGGUCGUGGUUGGGAUCUUUGUCUCUGUUUUAAUAAUCAUGAUCGGAAUCGUCAUUGGUGUGACAGCAUAUACGAAGCGUGACAGAAUUUGCAUUGGUUUAGGAUUUGGUAGCUCAUCGGAGGACAGAGGGGACAUUUUUAGUUUGGUGGACUCGGAAGACGAGGAGAUUUUCCACGAUGCCGUUCCUCGACUGCCACCGCUGACCAAUGGACACGCAACCACACUCGUAGAGAUUCACAGAAUACCGUCCAAUGAAGAUGCUGCAGACAGUUCUGAAUACACAGAUCAAAUACGUACGGAUCAAACAGAACCAGAGCAAUAGACUAAAUCCAGUUUACCAUCUGGUUUGUAUGUACAGGAAACGCAAUGGCCAACAUGGACUGUGUUAAAUUAUUAAAUUGUCUGAUAUUGUGCUUGUAAAAUAUUCCAGUUACCUGUGAAAAGUAUACAUAGAAAAUAGGCCCUGUUUUUAUUUUCAGUGUUAGGUUUUAAUUUACUGCCUCAAAUAGUGACAUUAAACUUCAAAUAUUCAUA
This is a messenger RNA of Misgurnus anguillicaudatus (oriental weatherfish), 2057 nucleotides long. RefSeq names its product V-set and immunoglobulin domain containing 10 (gene vsig10). NCBI's taxonomy places the organism in Eukaryota, Metazoa, Chordata, Actinopteri, Cypriniformes, Cobitidae. Gene Ontology annotation, cellular component: cell-cell junction; plasma membrane. The record is from RefSeq and is a predicted model, not a curated record. Gene Ontology annotation, molecular function: cell adhesion molecule binding. Gene Ontology annotation, biological process: cell-cell adhesion; synapse assembly.